AUGGACAAUGGACUCGUUCACUCCAAAUCGGGAAAGCCGGUUGCCCUGGUUUACGGGAAAGAGGCUUAUAUGUGGGAGAAAGCACUCAACUAUUUGGUCGUUCUGAGUGAAUUCUUCGAGGUACAUGCGAACGUACUGGAUGUUGCUUUAGCUCCUGAAUUCAGUUUUGUGAUACAACAUAACUGCAGCUACGGGGCUAAGUUCAAUGCACUGUUGAGAUCUGCCAAGGUAUUUGUUGGUUUAGGCUUUCCAUACGAAGGUCCCGCGCCACUUGAGGCUAUCGCGAAUGGUGUGAUUUUUCUCAAUCCUGUGUUCAAAACGCCUCAUUCACGAAAUAAUACAAAAUUUUUCGCCGACAAACCCACAUCACGUGAGGUAAGUCAGCAUCGUAAACGUUGUUGUGUCGUUUCCUGUUUAUGUGCAGCCUGUCUGCGUCUAUUUACGCUGCGCUUAUGUUGGCGUUGCUGUAUAUCGGCAUUUGCCGUCCCGGAUCUGUUGCUCCAUCAUCAGCAUCAAAAUCGUUCAGCGGAAUACUGCGAAUUGACUAGUCAGCAACCUUAUCUGGAACGAUAUGUUGGUGAACCGUACACUUAUUUGAUCGAAACGGACAAUCCGGAUCAAAUCCGACAAACUGUGCGCCGUUUGAUGUCGCAGAAGAAGAAACUGCACACCGAGAUACAACAACAAACAAUGUUGUUUGAGCACAUAUUGGGUGGCACAAUAGUAAGGUCUUGUGCAGACACCUGUAUCGAGAUCAGCCCUCAAAUACGCAGUCAGACGAAUUCCACCUAUUUGAACAAGCGCUUGCUUGAUGUCCCCAGUCCAUCUAAUCCGUACACCGUAUCUGCCCCGCUGAUGUUUUGCGCCCCUGAGCAUUUUACCUCUGUCAAUCAUUACCGUGUGCUCGAAUCCCUUCUACCCGAUGACAUCCGUUGCAACCGUAUCGAGUCAGUGUCAAAUCCCGCAGCUCCCUACUGGGAUCCCACAACUCGGUCGUGCGUGUUUCAAGCUGACCGCCUUCUGUUUGAUUGCACAGCUAGAUUAGCUGAUGCACAAAUGCAACGUAUUUGUCCCUGUCAAGUCGGUCUUCCUGGCCAGGUUGCCUUGUGCGUUGAUUGCGUGUGA
Messenger RNA from Echinostoma caproni, 1125 nucleotides. Lineage: Eukaryota; Metazoa; Platyhelminthes; Trematoda; Plagiorchiida; Echinostomatidae. The record is from the annotation of a GenBank genome assembly.